AUGCAUGUUUGCACAACAGGGCCACAUGUUGAGUUGAUAAAGGAUCCCGAUGGAGCCUACUCCCAACUUUUACGGCUGCAAGAGGUUAAUACGAAAAGGGAGGGAUCUCAUGGAGAUGACUCCAGCAGGUUACAAUCAGCAUCUGAUGCUGCAAAUUCUGCAAGUCAACAUAGCAGUAUAAAGCCAUCCUUUGGGAGAUCUAUGAGUAGAUAUUCACCACAGGGUGGAAGCAGAAUAAACUCGCAAACAUUCUCAUUGCAUGAACAUGAAACCGAAGGGGUUGAUGAUGCCAAGUCAGGGAAGAAAGUGAUCAGACGCCUGCUCUACCUCCAUAAGCCUGAGGUUCCAAUCCUUCUGUUAGGAUGCACUGCUGCUGCAGCCAAUGGUGCUAUACUUCCGGUGUUUGGCAUGCUGCUUUCAAGUGCCAUUAACACAUUCUAUGAACCGCCACAACAAUUGCGAAAAGACUCUGUAUUCUGGGCAGAGAUGUAUGUGAUGUUGGGUGUCAUCUCCAUCUUUGUCAUCCCAUUGCAAUACGCUUUGUUCAACAUGGCAGGUGGUAAACUUAUCGAGCGCAUACGUGCGGUUUCAUUUAGUCGGGUUGUUUACCAGGAAAUAGGAUGGUUCGAUGACCCUCUGAACAGCAGCGGCGCAAUAGGCUCCAGACUAUCAGGGGAUGCGGCGUCUGUUAAAAGCAUUGCUGGGGAUGUCUUGUCAUUGAUAGUGCAAAGCAUAAGCACUGCUGUUGUCGGUAUCGUAAUAGCCAUGAUUGCAAACUGGAAACUAGCAUGCAUUGUAUUGUGCUUCCUUCCUUGCGUGAUUGCACAGAGCUAUGCUCAAACGAGGUUAAUGAGGGGUUUUGGUGCUGAUGCCAAGGAAAUGUAUGAACAAGCGAGCACAAUUGCUACUGAUGCCAUCGGUAACAUCAGAACUGUUGCUUCAUUUUGUGCAGAAGAGAAGAUAAUUGAAAGCUACCGAAAGAAAUGUGAAGGUCCUGUGAAACAAGGAGUUCGUCAGGGGGCUAUAAGUGGCGUGGGUUAUGGAUUGUCAUUCGCGUUGCUCUUCUGUUUUUAUGCCAUAUCCUUUUACGUUGGAGCUCGCUUUGUACACAAUGGGACUGCAGAAGUUGGGCAAGUCUUCAGGGUCUUCUUCGCUUUAACCAUGAUGGCUGUUGGAGUUUCUCAGUCGAGUUCCCUUGCUCGGGAUUUUGCCAAAGUGCAAAAUGCAGCUGCCUCCAUUCUCAAGAUUAUUGAUAGGAAAUCCAAGAUUGAUGCAAGCCAUGAGGUAGGAACGACACUAGAGGCAGUGGAAGGCAAUAUAGAGUUGCAGCACGUGAGCUUCAAGUACCCUGCUCGGACAGACGUGCAAAUCUUCAGAGAUUUGUGCUUGAGGAUACCAUCUGGCAAGGAUGAAAAUAACUUGACUGGGACUAUUGCACUUGUCGGGGAAAGCGGAAGUGGGAAAUCUACGGUGAUAGCCUUGAUCGAGAGGUUCUACGAUCCUGACUCUGGCUGCAUCUUUCUAGAUGGGGUGGAUCUGAAGAGCCUCAAGCUCACCUGGCUCAGGCAGCAGAUUGGUCUGGUAGGCCAAGAGCCGGUCCUCUUCAAUGACACCAUCAGAGCAAACAUCGCCUACGGCAAGAUGGAGCAGGUAUCCGAGGAUGAGAUCAUUGCCGUUGCCAAGGCCGCCAACGCCGACAGGUUCAUCUCCACCCUCCCAAACGGGUACGACACGAGCGUCGGCGAGCGCGGGGUGCAGAUGUCGGGUGGUCAGAAGCAGCGGAUAGCCAUCGCCAGGGCGAUCCUCAAGAACCCCAAGCUGCUGCUCCUGGACGAGGCGACCAGCGCGCUGGACGCGGAGUCGGAGCGCAUCGUGCAGGAGGCCCUGGACAGGGUGACGGUCGGGAGAACAACCGUGGUCGUGGCUCACCGGCUGUCGACUAUCACCGCCGCCGACAAGAUUGCAGUGGUCAAGAACGGGGUGGUCGCCGAGGAAGGGCGGCAUGAGCAGCUCCUUCGCCUGCCCGGUGGUGCCUACGCGUCCCUAGUUGCCUUGCAGUCUAGCAGUUCCUGA
Messenger RNA from Triticum turgidum subsp. durum (durum wheat), 2073 nucleotides. The record is from the annotation of a GenBank genome assembly. NCBI's taxonomy places the organism in Eukaryota, Viridiplantae, Streptophyta, Magnoliopsida, Poales, Poaceae.